Messenger RNA from Anneissia japonica, 4829 nucleotides. RefSeq names its product kelch-like ECH-associated protein 1B. The transcript is spliced from 5 exons. Bases 491 to 2422 code for a protein of 643 amino acids. Lineage: Eukaryota; Metazoa; Echinodermata; Crinoidea; Comatulida; Comatulidae. Gene Ontology annotation, molecular function: protein binding. The record is from RefSeq and is a predicted model, not a curated record.
CUGUGCAUAAUUCCAAUUGUGAAGGUCACACAUAGGCAGUCACCUUCUUUGAUUAUCAUGUUAGCCACUAAGUGAGAGCACUUAAAUCCAGAAAAUAUUGAAAUGGUUAAAGAAUUCAUCUACUUUCUGUUUUCAACCAAUCUUCUUCACUCAUAAUCAAUCAUCAGUUGUUCAUUACUGUGUUUUAUAGAAUGUGACGCUGUGACUGGGCGACAGGGAGCAGGCUGAUUAAACUACUACUACUACUGUACAUGUAUUUAACAACAGUCUAGCAGGAUUCUAUAACAUACGUUUCCUACUAUCUAAGGUUUACAUUGAUACUAUUUAAGCAUGAUGACGGUGUUAUAUAUUGGCAGGCGAAUUUGAUUUUGAAAAUGAUGUUGUACAUCAAAAUGGAGUGGACUAUUUGACAGAUGCUGGCAGCAUUAUCCCGUAAAUUAGCCAGCAUUUGUCAAAAGUCCCUCGGUUGUGGAUCCAAAAAGCCAUUUUAAUGCCAGCAACUGUGUGCCACUGUUUCGUUGGAAACUCGUCGCUUUGUGAUGCUGCAGAAGCCUGCCAGUGUAGCCCAGACAAGAUGGCUAACUCAACCCCGACACGAUCCAAAAAGGAUCCCCUAAAUUGUAACCAAACUGGGGAACAAGAGGAGCAUUCAAUAUCCGAAGAUAUCACAUUUCGCAAGGCUUGCAAUGGCUCUGUAAUAUUUAAGAGCAACAGGCAUCCGCAUAGUGCAUUUAAACAGUUGAAUGAGCUCCGGCAGUCAAAGACAUUAUGUGAUGUAACGCUAGUAGUCGAGACUGUCAAAUUCCAUGCUCAUAAAUGUGUUCUAGCGGCGUCAAGUCUGUACUUCAAAGCAAUGUUUACCGGUGGAUUUGAUGAAUGCGAGAAAAGGAACAUUGAGCUCAAAGAUAUCCACCCAUGUUGUUUCUCGCAGAUAAUUGACUUUAUGUACACAUCUGAAAUAACGAUAACAGAAUGCAACGUAUUGGAGCUGCUUCCAAAGGCUAUUAUGUUUCAUCUAAAGGACGUUAUAGAUGCAUGUAGCAUGUUUUUAGAACAAGAACUAGAUCCAAGUAAUGCAAUUGGUAUUUCACUCUAUGCUGAGCAGCAUGGUCUUAUGGACUUGCAACAGAAGGCUCGGGACUUUGUGUGCAGGAAUUUUAACAAAGUCAGCGAGAAUGAUGAAUUCCUUAAUCUAAACCUAAGAGAGAUUGUAACGUUAAUCAAACACGACAAACUGAAUGUCUGGUGUGAAUCAGAAGUAUAUAACGCAUGCAUCAGAUGGGUGAGGCACGACGAGGAGAAACGCAAAGCCUGUUUUGACAAACUGUUAGGCGGUGGAAUCCGCUGUGAGCAUCUCACCCCAGACUUCCUAAGAAAACAAUUGGAAAAAUGUGACAUUCUGAAAUCAGAUCCAAAAUGCAAAGACAUUCUGUCAAAAUACUUUAAAGAAUUAACUUUACAUAAGCCACCGCCAAGACCGAAGAGAAAUCCUAUCGCAGCAUGUGUUAUAUACACUGCUGGCGGAUACUUGCGUCAGUCUUUAACGAACAUGGAGUGCUAUUGUCCCGAGGACGAUCGUUGGUACCGAUUAGCAUAUCUUCCAGAACCACGCAGCGGCUUAAGCGCUGCCACAAUUCAUGGAUUUUUCUAUGCAGUCGGUGGUCGGAACAAUACUUCAGAAGCAAAUACAGACUCAAAUCGUUUAGAUGUUUAUAAUCCGUUAACAAACCAGUGGCAUAGUAGAGCGCCAAUGUCAGUGCCUAGGAAUCGUGUCGGUGUAGCAGUUCUUGACGGUCAGUUAUAUGCAGUUGGAGGCUCUCAAGGAUGCCAUCAACACAGCUCAGUUGAAAGGUAUGAUCCUGAUAAAGACAGAUGGGAAUCAAUAGCGUCAAUGAAGACGCGUCGACUUGGUGUUGUCUGUGCUAUUGUAAAUCGUCUGUUAUACGCUGUAGGAGGAUACGACGGCCAAUACCGUCUUUCUAGCGUCGAGUGUUACCAUCCAGAAAAUGAUGAGUGGAUUAGCGUUUCACCAAUGAAUACGAAGAGAAGUGGUGCUGGUGUUACAAGUUUAGGAGAUCACAUAUAUGCUGUUGGUGGAUAUGACGGCACAAAUCAGUUAAAUAGUGUUGAGCGAUACGAUGUAGAGACAGACACAUGGGAAUUCAUCGCACCAAUGAAUUCAAGGCGAAGCGCCCUCAGUGUUGAUGUUGUUGGUGGAAAGCUAUAUGCUUUAGGUGGUUAUGAUGGUCAUGAAUUUUUAUGCUCGGUGGAGUGCUACGAUCCAGAGACAGGUAAAUGGACUGUUGUUACAAAUAUGACAUCGGGACGUAGCGGUGCUGGUGUGGCGGUCGGGAUGGAGCCCUGUAGGACAGGAUUAUGUGGAGUCCGACGUGGUGGACUGUCUGUGACUACAAAUCCAUGAACAUGAACUUUAGUCACAACUGAGUGGUUGCUGCAAGAAUUUAAGAAUGUGAAGCCAAUUUUACAUACUGACUAUACAAUUAUCAUGUUAUAGUAACUACUAUCGCAAUGUUACUAUCACACAGCUAUCAUCAUUCUAUGAGAACCUAAUAUUGGUUCAUUUUGUUUUCUCCUGAACAACUUACUGUACAAUGACCGGUACUGAUAAAAUCUUUUUUGAUCAUGCAGUGGUUUUUUUUCUGGAGAAGUAUUAUAUAAAUUAUCGUUGCGAUUUUUACUAAUAAUCUGUCAAGUUAUCAGUUGCUGUAUUUUCCUUAAAGAGAAAUGGAAAAGUUCACAUAUUCAACUUAAUAUUAACAUUAUACUGUAUCAUAAUAUUUCAGCAGACCAGUGUGACAUUUUCCAAAUUAUGCAAUAUUUAAUAAUGUAAAUGAAAUGUUUUAGUAUUCCCUAUACCUUGAAUCUUUCUUCCAAGCAGAAACUAUAUUCUAAUGAUUUUUUAAAUUUGUUAACUGUUGCCCUCAGCUUAAAGAAGUAUCUAGUAAAAUUUAUGAAGGGGUUUUUCAGUUGGGUCUUAAGUUUUGAUAUCAUUUAUGGAAGAAAAAUUUUUUUGAUCGUUCCGUUUCUUUGAACCUAAAAAUGCUGUGUAUGUAAGCCUUGCCUUCUAGUAUACCAUCACAACCUAGUACCAUCUUAGACAACUUUCAUGUAGAGUAUGCAACCUAUAUUGCUAAAAUUGUCUGAUGUUUUCUUGUUGUUGGUGUUUAUAUUUUAUGAUAAAUAUUGCGUAGAGCACUCAGAGUUCAUUAUGAUUAGUUUCCCAAGAAGGUCAAUUGUACUUUAAUUGUCGCGCUUAAAACUGUAUUUAUAAGCUCAAUAAAUUUGCUGACAUCACUACUGACAAGGCAUAAGAAAGGAAAGAUCCUAUUCACCUGGAUUUAGAAGGGAGGUCAUCAGGUCCCUAUAAACUUUCCUAGCAAAUUUAAAAUUGGAUAAUUUUAUUAGAUGUAGCACCUUAAUCAAUGCCUGGCUUAUAUUCUUCCUAUUACAACAACUUUCUCAAAUUCCACAAAUGACUUCGCACAACGUAUUGGCAAAAUAUAUAUUAUCCAAUUUAUAAAAACUCAGAAUCAAACAGAUUCCUGCAGAUAUUAAAUAUAUUCAUAUUUGUUUUAUAUUUAUUUUUUAUAAAGUAAACUGUUAAUUAUUAUUUUUUCUUCUGUAAAUUUUAAUGACAAACUGGUGAUGCCGGACUUGCCAGGCUAGGUGUGGAUCGAUCGAUGUAGAUUGUGAUUCAAUAUUGUUAAAUUUAUAUUAUGUAACAAACUAUAUUUUUACUAUGUAAAGAUGAGUUUAUAUUAUUAUUUUGUUUUCACAAAAACUUAAGACAAUCAAGUUAAGAAAUAAAAAAUCAUUGAUUGUAUUUGUUUGCGUUCAGAGAUAAAAAGUAAUCUGGGAUUUUUUAACUUUUCGUCGACACAAUGUACGCAUGAGCGAACAUGAUCAUUCGCCUGUGACUUAAAUUCUAAUUGGGACCUAUCGUCGCAGACACGUCUUAUGACCAAUCAAAAAGUGGACUCAAUUGAUCUAGCCAGCCUGCUAGCCAGCCUGCUAGCUGUACUGCGAUGUGCUCUUGCAUUUCGGUUCGCUAGUGCACCAACGCAAAUCUUAAACAUACAGUGCCUGAUUACUUGUUGUCUUAGAACUAAAACAAACUGAUUCUUAUAGCAUGUGUAGACUAUGUACGGUGGUUUUUAUAUAAUUUCAAACCACCUAUACAUUGUGGAAGGUAUAAUUCCUGAAAAAAUUAAAAGCAAUAAUUAAAAGGUUGUUAUUUUUCAAAUUUAUCUUGCAAUUAUGAAAAUGUAUUUAAAGUUUUCCUUUUGGAGUACAGUAUAAGUAUGAACGUACAUUAUUUAUAACAUUAUCGCAAGUUGAUAACUACGGAAAUUAUGAGAUUGACAAGGGCUAAAUUUUACCUGUUUGUCAAAUAUGAAUUUGUUUUGGUGUUUUAAAAUAUUUAAAAAGUUCUGCCUUUAAAUAUUUGAGCAGGAGAAUGUGGUGCUUGAGUAAACUAUUCCUUGAUAUUUGUAGGAAUUAACGGCAGGAGGAGUAGGUGGUAAUGUUAAUAAUUGAACGAUUAAAAGUCCAACCAAUUUUGGUAAGAGAAAAAUUGGUGUGAUGCUUGGGUGUAUAUUAUAAUCUGAUGAAGUGGAUCAGAAAGUGUACUGUAUCUAAUUGUUGUUAAAUAAUCCAAAAAUGUAAAAUUAUGUAUAUUGUAGCUUGAGAAGGGUUUUGAUAGGCUCAACAUAUACAGCUCUUCCAUGUUUAAAAAUUCAUAUGUAAGUUAUCUUUGUAUAAUUCCAAUGAUGGUACUUGAAUUAAAAAAGCAAUUUAAUGACCAGGAA